CCUUGAUGGAACUCAACUUUGCCUUGACUCCUGAUCUUACCAUGUUGUUUGCAUAAGAGUCAAGGGACUUACCACUGCAACUUGAUGACCUGGAUCUCCAGACACCGUACACGGGAGAGUGUGUAGCACAUUCAAAAAAAAAACAACAACCGUAGGACGCAACUCGUGGUACCAACAAAAACCGACGCUCCCGAGACGCGUUUUACCAACAAAGUCCACAACUAAGACAAUUCUCUUCGUGUCGACCAUUCACCGGUCUGAGAGUAUCUUUUGAACGGUUGAGACAGCCACUCAUUAGUGGUUGGACUUUCCAAGUGCAAUGGCAAUUGGGAAAGAAGGCAACGUGAAGUGGGUAGAUGGCCUUCGCGGCAUCGCAUCGGCCUUGGUCGUGCUCACCCACCUAGCACGGGCCUGGGACGGCGAGCUCUUCGGUGCCACCUCGAAAGAAGGCGCGGCGCCACGAUUCUUCCAGCUCCCCUACCUGCGCAUCCUCAUCCAGGGGCGCAUCGGCGUGACCAUCUUCGCCUUCGUCACCGGCUAUGUCUGCGCCCUCAAGCCCAUCAAGCUGUACAAGCAGGGCAACCAGGAGGCCGCGUUCGUCUCCAUCAGCAAGUCGGCCCUGCGGCGCUUCCCGCGGCUGUUCUUACCUGCCGCCGCGGCGACCUGUGUGAGCUUUCUCCUGGCCGAGCUGGGCCUGUACGCGGUGGCCAAGCACCAGGACAGCUGGUGGGUGGAUGUGCAGUCGCCCAAGAGGUUCGCGUAUCUGGGGGAGGCGGUGGUGAAUCUGGUCUACAAUAUUGUCACCACGUGGACACGGGGUGUGAAUGACUAUGAUAAUAGCCAGUGGACCCUGUUGCCGCUUCUCAAGGGUAGCAUGUGGGUUUAUGCCUUUAUGGUGGCGACGGCGUAUGUCAAGCCCAGGUACCGCAUGUGGGCGAGUUUUGGGCUGUGGGUGUACUUUUACUGUGCUUCGGACUCGGCUUUCGGAAUGCAAUUCUUCUGGGGCACACUCAUCGCCGACCUGCAGAAUCAUGAGCCCUUCACGGCUCUCAUUGCCAGCCGCCCACGAGCGAGCGCCAUCAUCUCUGGCUUUCUGUUGUUCAUAGGUCUCACAUUCGCGUCGUACCCAGAAGGACACGCCGAGUGGAUGGGUUGGUCGAGAACCCUGCUCAGCAUCAUGAGGCCGAUCCUCCCGAACAACCCGGACUUCCCACGGUUCGCAAGCGGCAUUGGUCUCGAGUUCAUCUCCAUCGGCAUCGUAUUCAGUCCAUUCCUGCAGAAGGCGCUGAGCAGCAGGUACCUGCUGUUCCUGGGCAGGAUGAGCUUUGCCGUGUACCUCCUGCACGGCCCGCUGCUGAAGACGGUGCUUGUGUGGAUGCUGUAUGGCGUGCAGACGCUCCCUGACCACGAGAACGAUAAGGGCGAGAUGGUCAUUACGAGGCUGAAGUAUCCCGGAAACCUGACUCUUGUGGCCUGGCAGAUCGUGUGGCUGCCGAUGUUAUAUGGCAUUGCGAGCCUGUGGAUGAACCACGUCGAUCCGGUCUGCGAGAGGUUGACCAACAGGUUGGUUGAGUACGUCAAGCUGGACGCAUCAGAGAAGGUGUCUGUGUUGCCUACGACGAGGUGAUUGGAGGUUUGGCUACAGGGAAAGAAGAGCUUGCAUGCUAGACAUUGAUCUUCAAAAGGUGGGAUUUCAUGAUCAUUAUGACCUCUUAUUACGAAAGCGUGCGUGGAGACUUGCACAAGCGAAACAUGAUUUUGAUGAGAGAUAAAGUUCUGCGUUUUUCCAAGACCAGUUUCUUUUCAGAGGGCAAUGACCGUUGAAGAAUAGCGAAGGCAAAUUGAGAAACCACUUAUAAUCAGACU
Messenger RNA from Cryphonectria parasitica EP155, 1866 nucleotides. RefSeq lists its product as uncharacterized. The record is from RefSeq and is a predicted model, not a curated record. Gene Ontology annotation, molecular function: acyltransferase activity, transferring groups other than amino-acyl groups. The transcript has 3 exons. NCBI's taxonomy places the organism in Eukaryota, Fungi, Ascomycota, Sordariomycetes, Diaporthales, Cryphonectriaceae. Gene Ontology annotation, cellular component: membrane. Gene Ontology annotation, biological process: polysaccharide biosynthetic process. Bases 320 to 1627 code for a protein of 435 amino acids.